Molecule: messenger RNA, 273 nt
Organism: Pelobates cultripes (western spadefoot toad)
Lineage: Eukaryota; Metazoa; Chordata; Amphibia; Anura; Pelobatidae
Source: the annotation of a GenBank genome assembly
AUGGACGAAUUCCUGUCCACCCCUCAGGACACACGAUCUGCCUGGUUCCUGGACAAAAUGGUGCCGGCAUCCCCGGGCGCAGAAAGAAUUGCCAGCUCCGCGCAAGGCUCACAUAGGGGGGAGACCCUCAGACAAAUUUCGUCGGCCCUAGCUGCGAUAUCCGCUAACAUGCUCUCCCGAACAGACAAAGCGGAGAUGCUGGCUGAAAUAAGAACGGCGAUACGCGAGGAAGUCAUGGAGGUGCGGAGAGAUCUUACUGACCUGGAGCGCAAG